UUCCCGUCCGGGUUUCAUCCCGGUUGCUUCAAAAAACCGAGAAAAGGGAGCUGAAAACCGGGAAACGGGUCCCGAACUCGUUCUGAUCUCUAUUGGUUUUUUAAUUUUUUUGUACUGAAAUGAGUAAAUAUUUUUUCAGAACGCCCCUUUCAAUUUUUUAUUUUUUAAUUAGCCUAUAAAUUAAUUUUUAAAUGUUUAAAGAUUAAGAAUACUAAAAAUAAAUACAUAUUUUUUAUAAAUUAAUAUCAAAAUUGUUGCAAUUAAACUUUGACAGCCCCAAUAAAUUAAAAUUAAAUACACAAUUUAAAUGGCAGAGACUGCUGUUCCUUCCGUCACGAGAACGGAUAUAAAGGUGGAAGGGAAUCAGUCAAAAAAAGUUGGGGGAAAAAUUAAAAAGCAACAAGAAAAUAUUAUUUCUUCUUCUGAAGAUUUUUUAUCUGCUGAUUUGAAAUUAAUUGUCCCAAAUUUAAGCCAAUCUGAUAAUAGCAAUUUUAAUUGUUUGCUCUGUCAAUGCAAAAUGGAAUUGCAUCCUACACUUAUUGAAGAUGAAAAUUUACUUUCUGACACUCAAUUCAGAGAAAGUCGAAUUGGAAGAGUUUUGUUGGAAAAUAGUUUGGAUUCGAAAUGUGCAUCAUCGGUAACCUCAGAACUUCAAAAACAAUUGGAAGGACUUGAACAAGAGUGUAUUCAAUAUAAACAAACACUCGAUAAAUUAACUAAUAAGAAAGCAAAUUCUCUUUUCGAUCAAAAUGCUGCUACGAGAAAAUUGGAAGCUUUAAAGACAGAAGAACGCGAUCUACUUGAUCAAUUAAAUUUUUUGGAAGAAGAAGAACGUGUUUUGAGCAAUGAACUUAAUUCAAAAAUUGAAGAAAGAAGAAAAAUUAAUGAACGCGACGAAGAGUUAUAUAGACAACUAAGGAAUAAUCACAGAACAUUAAUUGAGCAAACAGAUGAACAGAGAGCUUUGAAAUUACAAAUUAAAAAUUCUGAAGAGCAACUUAAACGUCUUUGUCAAACAAAUAUUUUGGAUUUGUGCUUCCACAUUUGGGUGGAUGGGGAAUUUGGAACAAUAUCCGGUUUUCGUUUGGGUCGUCUUCGACAAGAACAAGUUGAAUGGAAUGAAAUAAAUGCUGCACUAGGUCAAAUGGCUUUUCUAUUAAAAGUAAUUGCUGAACGUUUGGGUAUCGAAUUUGUUGGUUAUGAACUUGUCCCUUUUGGCAGUUGUUCUUUUAUUCGUUCACUUCAAAAACAAAAUUCUGAUAAAAUUGAAGAACUUCCUCUUUAUGGCAGUGGAGGUUGGCGUCCAUUUGGUCAACCAGCGCUUGAUAAAGCCCUGAUAGCUUUUAUGGAUUGCUUUAUUCAGGUUUACAAUUAUUUAUACGUGUUUAAUAAUUUUGGCAAGGGUGUAGCCAAGGGGGUCGAUUUCGGUUUUGGCGUUUACCUUGGUGUUUUGGGCGUAAAAAAAAGUGAAGCCCUCCCCUAUUUCGGGGGGGGGGCUCCCCUGGCUACGCCCUUGAAUUUUGGUCUCUAUAAAUGCAAUAAAUAA
Meloidogyne enterolobii is the source of this 1546-nucleotide messenger RNA. Lineage: Eukaryota; Metazoa; Nematoda; Chromadorea; Rhabditida; Meloidogynidae. The record is from the annotation of a GenBank genome assembly.